AUGCUCGCGACACAAGUUGCCCGCCGGGCCAUGCCCCUGUCCGGGUCCGGCCGGUUGGCCGCUUCGCCCAUUGCCGCUGCGGUCGCUGCUGCUGCUGCCGCCCAGCCCUCCGCGACCCCAUUGUCCGCUCGUCUCGCCGCCGCGGCCGCGCUCACCGCGAACAACGCGUCCCGGAGGCGGGCCUACGCCACGCCGUCCAAGAGCCUCCCCAAGGGCUUCCGCAUCACCCCGCGGCCCGAGUGGGACCAGGAGAAGGAGGGCACCAUGGACAAGGUGGGCAAGUACUUCUUGCUGCUCGAAAUGUUCCGCGGCAUGUACGUGCUCAUGGAGCAGUUCUUCCGGCCGCCCUACACCAUUUUUUAUCCCUUUGAGAAGGGCCCCAUCAGCCCGCGCUUCCGCGGCGAGCACGCCCUGCGCCGCUACCCCUCGGGCGAGGAGCGCUGCAUCGCCUGCAAGCUGUGCGAGGCCAUCUGCCCGGCGCAGGCGAUUACGAUCGAGGCCGAGGAGCGUGCCGACGGGUCCCGCCGGACGAGCCGCUACGACAUUGACAUGACCAAGUGCAUCUACUGCGGCUUCUGCCAGGAGUCGUGUCCCGUGGACGCGAUUGUCGAGUCGCCGAAUGCCGAGUACAGCACGGAGACGCGCGAGGAGCUGCUGUACAACAAGGAAAAACUUCUGUCCAACGGCGACAAGUGGGAGCCCGAGCUGGCCGCGGCCAUCCGUGCCGACUCUCCCUACCGGUAA
Molecule: messenger RNA, 744 nt
Organism: Sporothrix brasiliensis 5110
Lineage: Eukaryota; Fungi; Ascomycota; Sordariomycetes; Ophiostomatales; Ophiostomataceae
Product: NADH dehydrogenase (ubiquinone) Fe-S protein 8
Exons: 2
Coding region: 1-744 (247 amino acids)
Biological process (GO): mitochondrial respiratory chain complex I assembly; mitochondrial electron transport, NADH to ubiquinone
Cellular component (GO): membrane
Molecular function (GO): NADH dehydrogenase activity; 4 iron, 4 sulfur cluster binding
Source: RefSeq, a predicted model, not a curated record